UCCGGAGGAGCGGUGGACACAGCGACGGGACAGCAGCGGAAGCAAUCUCAGUCCAGGAGCCACCAUGUCUGAAGACAUUAAGUCCAAGAUCCAAAACUACCGCACGGCGCCAUUUGACAGCCGCUUCCCCAACCAGAAUCAGACUCGCUACUGCUGGCAGAACUACCUAGAUUUUCACCAUUGUGAGAAGGCCAUGAAUGAUAGAGGCGGUGACGCAUCUGUCUGUGAGUGGUACAAGCGUGUCUACAAGUCCCUCUGUCCAGCGUCCUGGGUGAAUUCUUGGGAUGAUCACAUUGCAGAAGAUACCUUCCCUGGGAAGAUCUGAGCCACUUUCUCUUCCUCCCUCAUCCCCACCCUGAUGCCUGGGGCUGGAUCCCUUCUUCCUUCCGAGUGAGAGGAAUGUGAUCUUUGACUGCCCUUGCACUGGGAGACCUGAAUCAUGUUAA
Messenger RNA from Dromiciops gliroides (monito del monte), 446 nucleotides. Its product is annotated as cytochrome c oxidase subunit 6B1-like. Bases 65 to 325 code for a protein of 86 amino acids. The transcript has a single exon. The record is from RefSeq and is a predicted model, not a curated record. Lineage: Eukaryota; Metazoa; Chordata; Mammalia; Microbiotheria; Microbiotheriidae. Gene Ontology annotation, cellular component: mitochondrion; respiratory chain complex IV.